AGCUCUUCUCGUUGUCGCCCAUAGGCACACGUGACGAACGGCGUAUUCAACGCACACUGUAACAAAUCCCACCGAAACCUCCCCUUAAAUAGAGUAUUUGCUGCUUUCCUCAUCCUCAUGUGGUGGUACCUCCUCGCCUGCGAACUCGCCCUCGGCGCGCCGCUAGUAAUGGCAGCGCUGUGGGCUGUGCAGCACGUGCCGCGGUGGGAAUGGACCUCCUCGACGGUGCUGCUCACCGGGGGCAGCGCUGGGAUCGGGCUGUCAACGGCUGAGGCCCUUGCCCGCAAGCGGGUGCCUUACCUCGUUCUCGCCGCGCGGCGGGAGGCGGUGCUGCAGGAGGCGGUGCAGCAGGUGAAGGGAGUCAUUGCGCAGUGUGGCAGCCCCACACGGGUGUCGUACAUCGUGAUGGACGUGUCUGACGAGGCCUCCGUCGCGACUGGGGUGGCGCAGGCGACCGUUCAGUGCGAUGGACACCGCAUCAACCUCUUAAUCUGCAACGCUGGCUUCGCCUACCCCGCCCGCUUUGUGGACAGCACGAUGCAGAACGCCCGCCAGAUGAUGGAGGUGAACUACUUUGGGUGCCUCAACGUUGUGUGGAAGGUGCUGCCGGACAUGCUGUCGGCGAAGCGCGGCCGUGUCGUGUUCACGAGCAGCAUGGUGGCGCGCGCCCCCAUCGCCGGCUACACCUUGUACAGCGCCACCAAGGCGGGGCUUCGCGCGUUUGCGCACAGCCUAGACAUGGAGAACAGCUGCCUCGGCGUGCGGGUGCAGGUUGUGAGUCCGCCGGACGUGGAGACGCCCGGGUACGCGCAUGAGAACGAGGUGAAGAGCCCCGAAUGCGCCGCCAUCUCCGCCUUUGGCGGGGCGACGCCGUUUUCUUCGGCAGCGAUGGCAGAGGCGAUCGUGCGCGGCAUUGAAGACUACACAUUUGAUAUUACGUUAGGAAGCGACGGCGCAUUACUGAACUACGGCUGUGCUGGAAUAGAGCCCGCCACGAGUGUGUGCGCGCUUCUUGUUCAGUGUACCAUCGCCGGCCUGCUGCGGCUGGGUCUCGCUGUCCUAUCGAAGCUGCACUACGGCAUCGUGAAGCGCGUGCGUGUAACCAACGUGUCUGCCGAGGCGCGAAAGGCUGAGAAGCGCGACUGA
Molecule: messenger RNA, 1146 nt
Organism: Leptomonas pyrrhocoris
Lineage: Eukaryota; Euglenozoa; Kinetoplastea; Trypanosomatida; Trypanosomatidae
Product: putative mitochondrial Short chain dehydrogenase
Exons: 1
Coding region: 118-1146 (342 amino acids)
Biological process (GO): sphingolipid biosynthetic process
Cellular component (GO): endoplasmic reticulum membrane
Molecular function (GO): 3-dehydrosphinganine reductase activity
Source: RefSeq, a predicted model, not a curated record